Messenger RNA from Schistocerca nitens (vagrant locust), 3117 nucleotides. RefSeq lists its product as uncharacterized. The transcript is spliced from 3 exons. NCBI's taxonomy places the organism in Eukaryota, Metazoa, Arthropoda, Insecta, Orthoptera, Acrididae. The record is from RefSeq and is a predicted model, not a curated record. The coding region runs from base 1 to 3117 and encodes 1038 amino acids.
AUGGACGUCGACCCCUCAGCCGGGCCGCCUUCCCAAGCGGUGGCUGUGCAGCCUGUACUGCAGCCGCUUUCCUUAGGCACCCCCAAGGAGUCUGACACCGCAGCGCCUUGUCCGGCGCCCACUCAGCAGCCGUCGACGCAGCGUCAGGAGACGCUGCCUUUCUUCGUGGGUCCCGACGCCCCGUCGCGUCCAGUACCAGAAGCUGCGCCCGUGGUCACAGGCGUGCACCCUGACCUCGGUUUUCAGUCGGUGUUUCCCGAGGCCCCGCGCAGCCAAUGCUGGGGUGCGGACCGGGGACUGCCACCGACAACAGUCUCCGCCCCGAUGUCGACAGAUGACGAGAAGGAGACUCCUGAAGACUCCCAAGGAAGAGUUGAGCUCUUUAUACUUCCCUACCAGGGUCAGGAUGUCUACUACGACGAGAAGAUGAAAAUGUACAGGCUCAAGAAAAGAGGUACCAGCUUACUACCAGUGGUCCAGCAGCAGCCUUCUGUCCCGCCUGCCAGUGUGGAUUCCAGCCCUGACGACUCGCCUUCGGCUAGCGACGUAAACCAGGUGGCUGGCUGCUCCACUGAGGAGCAGUCAGCCAGCUUCUCUGAGCAACCUCCAGGUGGUUCCUCAGAGAGGCAACAUAGUGAUUCUGCCGAUGAGGUGUCAACCAAUGCAGAUGACUCGCAGCUGUCACGUUCUGAUGAUGAAGAAUAUCUGGGCUCCCAUGAAAGCCAGCCCAGUCCUGCUGAGGAGGCCUCAUCAAACUUAGCUGACUGUCAGCCACCAAACUCUUCCGAUCAGCUACAACUCCACUCCACUGAAUUGCAUUCACUUGAAUCUGGUGACCAGAUGACAUCCAGUCUGGCUAAUGAGCCCUCACCCAUCUCCUAUGAGUGGCAACCUGACGCUGAUGAGGAGGUCUCAUCUAACUUGGCUGACUUUCAGUCACCCACCUCUUCUGAUCAGUUACAGCUCCACUCCACUGAAUUGCAUUCACUUGAACCUAGUGACCAGAUGACAUCAAGACUAGCUAAUGAGCCAUCAUCCAGCUCCUAUGAGUGGCAGUCUGACACUGCUGAGGAGGCCUCAUCAAACUCAGCUGACUGUCAGUCACCCUCCUCUUCUGAUCAACUACAACUCCACUCUACUGAAUUGCAGUCACUUGACCCUGGUGACCAGGUCACAUCCAGUCAGGCUAAUGAGCCAUCACCCAGUUCCUAUGAGUAUCAGUCUGAUCUUGCUGUGGAGGCCUCAUCAAAUUCGGCUAACUGUCAGUCACCCACCUCUUCCGAUCAGCUACAACUUCACUCCACUGAACUGCAUUCACUUGAUCCAGGUGACCAGAUAACAUCCAGUCUGUCUAAUGAGCAAUCAUUCAACUAUGAGUGGCAGUCUUCUGACACAACUGAACAAUCCUCAUCAAAUGUGUUUCACUAUCAGUCAAGCAGUUCUAUUGAUCAGCUGCAACAACACCCAACUGAAUUUCAGUCUCUUGAGUAUAGUGAGAAGAUGCCAAAUACUACCGCUGGAACUAAGGCUUCUGCCUCUGCUGAGCAGGUACUACCCAGCUUCACAGAGGUACAAUAUUCUGACCCAGCUGCCAAACAACCACCCACUUUGGAUACGUGGCUGUCACCUAACACAUUUAGCAAUGUGCCAUACAGCUCCAGUCAGUUGCUUUCUAAUACUCCGCACCAGAUGUUCACUGGGACUGCUCAAGGACAACCAUUGACAUAUGCUUCUCAGCUGCCAUGUGCAUUCACUGGUUGGCAGCUAUCUGGCCAGCAACCAUCCAUACCUAUCCAGCAACCAGUAUCAAACUUUGGAGGCCAACAGAUUUUAUGGCCUGUCUCAAAUGUUCAGACACAGUACCACUAUCCACAGAGAGUGCCCAUAUUGACGCCUCAUUGUGCGAAUGGCUAUCCACACAGUGUCACACCUUGUUGUGUGACUGGUUACCAUUCAUCUGCACCUGUCAUAGUCGCCCAAGGCCACUCCAUUAGCUUUUGUUCUCAGUGCCAGGCUACAUCUCCUCAGAAUUCUGGAGUGUUGAAGCCUGUUUACUAUACAACUUUGCCACUUGCGAACAAUCAAAUACUUUACAAUGCACAGCGGCAAGUGGCCAGUACGUCUGCACCAGUCUACACACUGCAAGCUUCAUCACUUUGCUCAGGAACAGCGCCACAGCCGCCGCCGGUAAUACAGCCCCCAGAAUGGUUGUCAAGGGAACUGUGGAGGCAGCAGGGACAGAAGCAGGUUGGAAACCCCGAGUCGUACACUUCUCAAACAAUUAAGGAAUCUUCAAAUUCUGAGGAUACUUUCGGAGAAAGGUCCAGCUUCCCAAGUAGUCAGGGAGAAGAACUCCCAUCUGAGGACACUGUGGAAACGGAAAUCGAACUUGAGAGGGGAAAAAAUUGUGCGGACAAAUCGGCUACUCCAGCAGUAGUGCGAGAAAGUCGUCAACAAGAUCAGCAGGACUCUGAAGUAUCUCAGAGCGUCUACAAGAAUGAACGCGGAAACUCACAGCUGCUAAAGAGCGACCAGAACCAGCGGCAGAAAGGAGAUAUUUGGAGUGCCACGGGCAAGAAAUCUAGGAGGAAACGAUACAAACAUAAAAAGAAGCAAGAAGGCCAGAAGACUGAGGCUGAGGCACCACCAGUUGGAUUUCAACAGAAAAUCUGCCAGGAAGAGACCACUCCUCCCUCGCGGAAGAACUCAAAGAGAUUCCGAACGACAACUAGCACGUCAGUGAAACAGCUGCGCACUGCCUCGUCCACUGACAGUGUUCCAAGACGAACGAAGAGGGGCAGGCGUCUGAGGGUGUUCCACCAGCUCCAGGAUGUACUGACCAUCACGGUGAUCUUCAAGGAUGAGGAGAGGUCCCAGUCGGGCUGCGGUGGUUCCCCUGCUGUGACCGAGCCCAGGCCAGUCACCAUCGACUUGGACGGCCCAACGCCGCACGAGAGCGCGAGGCGCCAUCGCCGCCACCCCUCCCCCCCGCGCGUCCUUGCUCCUUGCAAAAUGGAUGCUGACACCGGCGAGCCCCGGCCGCAGCCAAGAGCCCGGUGUUCCCGUUGUUCGUCCGAAUCUCCGCCUUCCGGUCUGUGCUAUCGCUGCUGCUGGUAA